AUGCGUGGAAUCUCAUCGUAUUUUUCAAUUUUUUUCCUCGUCCUCUGUUUUUUGGUGUUUUGUUGUGAGCCAGCGGCUUUGGUGGGAGCAGAAGAAGGAAAAGAGGAUUUUGGCAACGGAAGUGGUGGAAUUGUUCGGAGGGCUGGUGGGGUUGUUGGUGUUGAUUCGCAAUGUUAUCCGGAUUUGUGAGUUUUAUUUUUGGGCAGUUUGGGGAAUGUGGGAAGGGAGGGUGUAUAUUAGAAUACUGCUGAAAAUCCUAUAGAUAUUUGAGGUUUCACAGCGAAUCUCUAACCAAAAACGUUUGUAUGUGUCCCCCAGAGAUCUUAUUUUAGGAAAAAUUCGAACUUUUUGCUUGGAAUUUCAAAGAUUCACGAAUUUUCAUAGAGCUCUGACAUAGAGCGAAGACAAAAUUAGCCUAAUUACUGUUUUUCCGAGAAAAACAUGAGACCACCGAAAUUUUCUUGUGGGAAAUUUCGAAACCCUACUUUUCGGACCACUUUUGAAUUCUGAAUAGAACCUUUUCCGAACAACUUCAAAAAUAAUUCUGCACCAAUUUCGAAGCAACGAGAAAAAAUUGAUCGGAAAAUACAAAAAACCGAAUUUUUAGCUCUCACAAAUAUUUGAGAAAAAAUUUCCACAAAUAUCGAUUAUUCGAAAUUUUUGAAAUGCUGAUUUCUUUCAAAAAUUUUGAAAUCUAUCGGGUCACGUCUGAAUUUUCAAAAACUAAACUACAGUACCCAACAUCUAUCACCCAAUUCUUCUCACUCAAAACAAAACAACAAAUAAUAAUAUUGUUGUUUUUGUGUGCUUCAUCGCAAAAAUUGUCGAUUUCCUUCUAUUUUUCGUUCAUUCUAAUGUGAGAUGAAUAUCAAUUCAUCAUUGCUUCUUUUUUCUUCUUUUUUUCAUUCUCGCGCAUCUGUAGUAGUAGUAUCUUUUAAUGAAUAAUAAAUAAACAUCUUCUCGUUUUCCAGUUUUUUGCUAGUCUUUAAUUCGAGAAAAAUAGGAAACAUCGAGGAAUUCUAGACUUAUGUUUGGGAAAAAUCAAACUAUAACAAGAUCCAAAAAUAUUACGAUCUGUUCAGAAACAUAUGAGAACAAUUAGAGAAGGAAUGAAAGUUAAUAGAACUUGAGAAAAUUGUUAUUUUCAAAUUUCUAUUUUCCUCAAAUCUCGCCUUUAAAUUCGACCAGCUGAUAAGAUCAGAAAUCACUAUGACGUGACAAAUUUGUUUUCAACGAGCAAUUUUUUGAUUUUUAAAAGAACAAACUCGGAAAAAUUGAGCACUUGAACUUUCUGCAAACUCAAGUUUAUCCUAUCAAAAAAUCCAACAUUUUCAAAAAUUGUUUUUUGCUUCUUCCCACUUUUUUCUGCCAUCACAUUUUCUAUGUAAAUCGUCUGAUUUCCUCCGGAAUCCAGCCAAAAAAUACACACAUACAUAAAGUAGGACCCGAAUACAUAAAUAAAUAAAAUGAGGAUCUUGUUCUCUUCUUCUUCUUUUUUGCUCUCACUCAAUAUGAUAAUUGAUGUGAGCUCGAAAAAUGAAAGGAGCAUCAGAUCUAGCAUAUAUGCAUAUAAUUAAUGCGUUUCAUUUUGAAACUAAAAAAAAUAGUAGAAUUAUGGGUGAUGGUGUAAUUAGAAACAUGUCAGUUGAUUUGUCAGAAUAACAAAAAUUGACAAAAAUAUUUCCGGGAAACGGAAUUCGGUGACCGAAUGAAUGAAACAUCCGGGAACUUGUCACAAAUCAGUUUUUUUUUUUGAAAUUAUGGUAAACUCAGCAUAAAAGUUAUUUAGGAAUGCUAUGAUUUUUAAAGUCGUAAAUAAUUUGAAACGUACUUUUUCGAGAGAAAACAAAAUAAAUUUUGUUUAAAUUUCGGAAUAACUUCGAAAAAUGAAAAAAUUUCUGACGCCUUUGCCAACUUCUGAUUUUCUUAAAAAUUAUCCAUUGAAAUGUUCUAUGAACUCAAAACAAGUUACCUACAUAAAAUUAGUGACAAAUGUUUUUUGUGCAUUCGAGCAUUUCAUAAAACCAGGUUAACUUGGAUAUUUGCGAGACCACCCACGAUUUUUGAACUUUGAACCGGAAAAUCUCUCACAAUAGAAAAUACGUUUCGAAUCAUUCGGAAUUUAAAAACCGAUAGAAUGUUAAAUGUUCAUACUGUAGCACUAUUGCUCCUUUAUUUCUAGUUUCUUCGUUUUAUCUGAAACUGGGGAUUUUUAUGAUCCUUUUGUUAAAAUAAAAAUCCAUGCACCUUUAAAUAUUUCCCCAAUCCAAUUUUCGAACAUAAUAAUAUUUUCUUGGAGGUCGCCUAACAUAAAUUAUUCCAAAUCAAAUCCAAUCAAAUUUCCCGCGGCGACCACAACAAAAAUAAUAAUUUGUUGCGUCGACCUGAUCGAAUUUCUCGUCUUUUUGCUCAAAAAUGUCCGCGCGAGGGAUCCAAUUUGUCGCUUAUUCAAAAAUUUUUCAAAAAAAAUGAGAAGAAUUGAAUUUCGUCUCCGUUUUCACUGCAAGAAAAAAUCGCGGGGCGAAACUUUUCGUUUAAAAAUUCUGGCCGGGAAACGAGAAAUAAAUAAAUAUAUAAAUCAAUUUUCAAUUUUUGCUUCAAAAUUAAUUGAAAACGGCUUCUCCUCCUAUUUUCCAUUAUUUUUUGUUCUAAACAAAAUAGCCUUGUUAUUUAUUUUUCUGUGCUCCAAAGGGAUGUAUUUGACAAGUUUUCGUCCCCAACGAUUAUUACAUAUUUUCAAAAAAAGGGGGAAAACAGGAAACGUCUACAGUAAUCCUUUGGGGAUUUAAAGGCGCAGAAAAAAACCUUCUAAUCUAAUUUAAUUUGAAAAGCAAAGCACUUUGGGUUGAAAAAAGAAAGGGAUGUUUUCUACCGAAUAGAAAAAAUUGAACUUGGAGGGUUCCAAAAAAAUUCAAAAUCUAUUUUUUGCAGAUGUGCUGAAGAAGAGACCGAUACAUUUUUCUCUUACACGGCGUGUUGCGAUAAUGAGUGUUGUAAUCGAUUGAGAUAUUGGGUUUAGUGAGUUUGUUUUUAGAAAUGGGCUAAUUUGGAACUGGGAAAUUUGAAGCAAAAAUUGAAUUUUCUGAGGUUAGACUGCAAUGUGAGGUUUGAAAAAUAAGUAGUUUAAAUUGCAACUCUUUUCUAGGUACAUUUUUCCGAUUAAUAAUGAAAGAACAAUACGAACAUCAGUAUUACUCAUCAGACAAGUUAAGAAAACUUUGAAACGUAUAAAAUUUCGGAAAUUUUUUUCUUGAGAUAUUUUAUUAGUUUCUACCAUUUUUCGCCAGAUUUGAAAAUUUGUUCGAAAAUUCUAUUUUUUUUUUGAAUCUUGGUAUACUAGAGAUGACGCUGGUAAAUUAAAGUAACUUGUAGAAUUUCGUCAUCUAGUGAACUUUGGUUUUUCAAUUAAAAGCUGAGUACAUCUAAAUAGAGAACUAAUUUCAAAUUUAGGAUUAAUUUGCUAAAAGAAAACAUCAAAGUUCACAGAAGCUUAGAAAAUAGUUUACAAUUUUCGAAAUUCAGUUGUAUCUGAAUUCCACUUUCAAUGUUUUUAUUUAAAUUGAAAAUCCUAGAAUCAUUUUACAGCCCAGCUUCAAUCGCAGCAGUUGGUUUCAUCGCGGGCGCAUUUUUUGCCCUCUGUUUCCAAUGUCGUUAA
Messenger RNA from Caenorhabditis angaria, 3655 nucleotides. The record is from the annotation of a GenBank genome assembly. NCBI's taxonomy places the organism in Eukaryota, Metazoa, Nematoda, Chromadorea, Rhabditida, Rhabditidae.